UUCUUCUCAGCUGCCGAGCUUGCGCCGCUCCGGAUCAAAAGCGGCGGUGGGGAUCGCGUGCAGCAGCCACCGGCUGUCGGAAGGAUGAGAGUCGCCGGUGAUGUGCUUGUGCGGAGGCCUCGCGGAGGACAACGCUAGGAUCAUCCUCCUCGCGGUUGUCCUGGCGACGUACAUGCUCGUGGGCGCAGCCCUCUUCCAACGGCUGGAAAGUGAUCUUGAGAUACGACAGGCAGCGGAAUUCUGGCGGGUCUACCACGCAUUUCGAAGACACCACUUGCGGGGCAGUCCCUUGGCCCUGCAGAGGCUGCACGAGUUGCUGUACGCCUACGGCAACGCUUCCGCCACCGGCAUCAUCAAUAAGAGGCGCCGCUGGGAUUUUCCUGGUAGCUUUCACUUCGUGGGCACCAUAGUUUCUACGAUCGGGUACGGGAGCACCGCGCCCCAGACCACGGCGGGUAAAGCGGCCGUUGUUCUCUAUGGUUUCUUCGGUUGUUCCGGUGGCAUCUUGUUCUUUAAUUUGUUCCUGGAGAGGAUCAUCACUUUCCUGGCGUGGAUCCUGCGGAGCUGGCACGUACGACGGCUGAGGAGGCGCCUUCGCAGGGCUACAUCGACAUCUCGGAAGGUCUCCAAGUCAUCAAACAGUCAGCGAUCAACCCUGCCAGAUAUUCUCGACGACGACGACCACGUGGAUCUGGACCAAUGGAAACCGAGCGUGUACUGGGUCAUGCUCUACUUGUCCGCGACCUCCUGCAUCAUCGCUUGUUGCGCCGCUGCGCUUUACGCGUCGCUAGAGAGUUGGGAUUAUUUCGACGCGCUGUAUUUCGCUUUCGUAAGCUUUACCACCAUCGGCUUCGGCGACUUCGUCAGCACGCAAAAGCCAAGCUAUCCUUACGUACACUGGUACAGAUUUGCGAAUUUCGUCUUUCUGGUGGUGGGAUGCUGCUGCAUAUACUCGCUGUUGAACGUCACGUCGAUCGUGAUAAAACAGGGCCUGAAUUACGUGAUACACAAGCUGCAGUACGGUAAUAAGGAUGUGGCGGCGCAGUAUCUGCCACGGAGGCAGUCCUCGGUGUCAGCGAUUUACCACUCGAAGAGGAGGUCGACGAGGCUCGUCAGCAGAGACUCGAUCAGGGCGGAAGAUGCCGUGGAGACACCCAGGCGGAUGUCCGGCGAGCUGAUCUGCAUGAAGGACUUCAUGUCCGCCAAUAAAGUCUCCCUGGCGGUGAUGCAGAAGCAGUUGUACGACGCCGCGCAGAAGCAACGGGGCGGCGGUACGCUCGUCGCUACGCCGAAUCAAGUCUUGAGGCCCGGAGCGGUGGGCCCGCUCGCGAUCGCUAGCGAGAAGUUUGAAAGUAAAACUACGAUAAACAGAUAGAAGAGUUAGAAGCAAAGUAGAGGCUACUGAGAAUAUAGUAUUGUAUAACAACGCGUUCCGCAGUCGCGAUUUUCAGACGAGUAUUAUGUAGCGAAAUUUGAAAAUAAUUUGGCAAUCGUAAGGCAAUCGCUGAACUCAAAGACGACUUCCUGGAGCGAAUGCCGUAAAACUGACGUAGAUAUUACUACUACGAAAUAUUUGAUCUCCAGGACUUCUUCGUGUCGUUAAGCUUGCCUUACGGUUCCUGCGGCGCCUGGAUGUUCAACGUGUAAUAAAUGUUGCGCUCGUCGUAUCGCUCAUCGAAUAACUUUAUUUAAGUCACGUUUACAGUACAGUCCUCCAUGUACUCAAACGACAUCGACAAAACAUGCAAUCUUCUGUCUUCGUAAUCGCGAUAAUGUAUGUCGUGUAUACGCCGCGUAAAUGUGUAAAAUAAAAGUUCUCAACGCGU
Molecule: messenger RNA, 1826 nt
Organism: Ooceraea biroi (clonal raider ant)
Lineage: Eukaryota; Metazoa; Arthropoda; Insecta; Hymenoptera; Formicidae
Product: potassium channel subfamily K member 13
Biological process (GO): potassium ion transmembrane transport; stabilization of membrane potential
Cellular component (GO): plasma membrane
Molecular function (GO): outward rectifier potassium channel activity; potassium ion leak channel activity
Source: RefSeq, a predicted model, not a curated record